Messenger RNA from Eleginops maclovinus (Patagonian blennie), 3135 nucleotides. RefSeq lists its product as uncharacterized. Bases 105 to 2756 code for a protein of 883 amino acids. The record is from RefSeq and is a predicted model, not a curated record. Gene Ontology annotation, molecular function: microfilament motor activity; actin filament binding. The transcript is spliced from 18 exons. Gene Ontology annotation, cellular component: myosin II complex; cytoplasm; myosin filament. NCBI's taxonomy places the organism in Eukaryota, Metazoa, Chordata, Actinopteri, Perciformes, Eleginopidae.
GUGUGUGUGUGUGUGUGUGUGUGUGUGUGUGUGUGUGUGUGUGUGUGUGUGUGUGUGUGUGUGUGGGACAGUCAGUCAGUCAUUUGAGCUACUGCUGCCUUACCAUGGCUGUUCUCUCUGCAGAGGUCCUGCGCUGGCAUGCUCGCAUUGAGGAGCUGGAAGAUGAACUGGAAGCAGAGCAGGCCAUCAGAGCCAAGGUUGAGAAGCAAAGAGCAGAUCUAACCAGGGAACUUGAUGACCUCACUGACCGAUUGGAGGAAGCAGGAGGGGUCACCACAUCACAGAUGGAGGUGAACAAAAAGCGAGAGGCUGAGCUGCAGCGUCUGAGACGUGACCUGGAGGAAACCUCUGUCCAGUCAGAAGCGCUGACCGCGUCUCUAAGGAAACGGUACGGUGAGGCCAUGGCCGAGCUGAGCGAGCAGUGUGAGGUUCUGCAGCGCACCAGGGCCAAACUCGAGAAGGAGAAACAGAACAUGAGGAUGGAGAUGGAUGAGAUGGCUGCCUCUAUGGACAGUCUGCAGAAAGCCAAGACAUCCUCAGAGAGCCUGACGAAGAAGCUAGAGGAGCAGCUCUCAGAUGCCAAUAGGAAGGCAGACAACCUGCAGAGAGCCCAGGCCGAGCUCAGUGUGGCCAGAAACAGACUCACAGCUGAUAAUGCAGACUUCAGUCGACGGAUGGAAGAGGCAGAGAGCAGGGCCAGCCAGCAGAGCCGCUCCAAGAACCUGCUCCAAUCCCAACUCGAAGAACUGAAGAAACAACUGGAGGAGGAAGUCAAGGGUAAGCAGGCGCUCAGCAGCAGUCUGACAUCUGUGCGGCAGGACAUCAUGGUGCUGAAGGAGCAGCUGGAGGAGGAGCAGGAGAGCAAGCAGGAGCUGCAGCGCCAUGUCUCCAAACUCAACAGUGAGGUGACGCACUGGAGAGGCAAACACGAGUUUGACACCAUGCAGAAUGCCGACGAGCUGGAGGAGACCAAGAAGAAACUCGCCAGCAGACUGCAGGAGGCAGAGGAGGCAGUGGAAGCCACACAAGCCAAAUGUUCUUCACUGGAGAAAAACAAACAAAGGUUGCAGGGAGAGGUGGGAGAACUCUGCUUGGACCUGGAGAAGGCCAGCAGCUGUGGUCAAGCUCUUGAUAAGAAGCAGCGGAUGCUGGAGAAGCAGCUUGGUGACUGGAAGCUAAAAUGUGAGGAGCUGGUUGUGGAGGUGGAAGGCUGCCAGAAGGAGAGCAGGCAACACACCGUGGAGCUCUUCAAAAUAAAGAGUGGCCAUGAAGAAUCUUUUGAGCAGCUGGAGACCUUACGCAGGGAGAACAAGGCCUACCAGGAGGAGGUAGCUGACCUUACAGACCAGAUUUCAGAUGGAAGUAAAAGUGUCCAUGAGCUCCAGAAAGCAAAGAAGAAGAUGGAGAUGGAGAAAGAAGAGAUACAGGCCUCACUGGAGGAGUGUGAGGCAGCUUUGGAGGCUGAGGAGACCAAGGUGCUGAGGCUGCUUUUGGAGCUGUCUCAGGCUAAAGAGAACCUAGAGUUCAGCCUUCAGGAGAAGGAUGAAGAAAUGGACGCCACCAGAAAAAGCCACCAGAGGGCCCUGGAGUCGCUGAAGGCCUCUCUGGAUGUGGAAAUGAACGGCAAGGCAGAGGGGCUGAAGCUGAAGAAGAAACUGGAAGCUAAUAUCCUUGAGCUGGAGCUGCAAGUGGACCUGCUCACCAAGAACAACACAGAGCUGAACAAGAAUAGCAAAAAGAUGCAGCAACAGAUGAAGGAGCUGCAGGCCCAGCUGGAGGAGGAGGAACGGAGCCACGAGGAGUGCAGGGAGGAACAUGCGGCCAUGGAAAGACGCUGCACUUUAUUAGUCAGCGAGGCAGGAGGGACUCGUGCAGCCCUGGAGAGUGCAGAAAAGGCCCGAAAGACCCUGGAGACUGAGCUGCUGGAGGCCAAGGAGAAACUCAGCGACCUCCACACCCAGCUCCAGUUGACUCUCAGUGGGAGAAGGAAGCUGGAGUUGGAUCUCCAGACUCUGCAGCAGGACCACGAGGAGCUGAAAGGAGAGCUGAGAGGAUACACAGACAAGUCCAAGAAGACCAGCUGUGAGUUGGCAAGAGUGGGGGAGGAGCUGCGUCUGGAGCAGGAGCAAACACUCCACCUGGAGAGAGGGAAGAAAGGUCUGGAGGCUCAGAUCAGAGACCUGAGCAGCAGGCUAGAGGAGGCUGAGCAGGUGGCUCUGAAAGGAGGCAAGAAGAUCAUCCAGAAGUUGGAGGGAAAGGUGAAGGAAAUGGAGCUAGAAUUGGACUCAGAGCAGAAGCGUCACGCUGAGACGGUGAAGACACUGCGGAAGAAUGAGCGGCGGCUGAAAGAGCUUCUGUUUCAGUCAGAAGAGGACCAGAAGAACCAGCAGAGGAUGAAGGAGCUGGUGGAGAGGCUGCAGAACAAGAUGAAGGCCUACAAGAGACAAGUAGAGGAGGCAGAGGAGCAAGCUAACAUGAACCUGGCAAAGUACAGGAAGACCGUCCAUGAGCUGGAUGACGCCGAGGAGCGAGCUGAAAUUGCUGAGUCAUCACUCACCAAGAUCAGGACCAAGAGAAGAGGCAGCCUUGGGAAAGGGUUCUCCUCUGGUUACAGCACUCCGUACCCCGGCCUGCUCAGGUCCCCCAGCUCUGUGUGUUCAGAGGGCGGGGGGGAGAAGAUCCUCCAUGACGACCAGUCUGUCAGCUCCCUCAUCCCAGCAUACCUGGAGUCUUUGCAGAAGCUCAUGGUAGAUUAGACGGAGCUGCGAGAGUCUCUCUCUGCCGGGGACAGACCUUCAGCAUGUCUCCCCUCUUUGUGUUCACAUUCCCCAUCAACUCUUUUAGUCUUUAUGACUGAAGACUGUGAAACAUACCUUUUUUCCUUUUCAUAAUGUAAUGUUUGUUUGUCAAAUUAGAUCCAAUAUUAAUAUUUUCCUGUUCUAAAAUCCUCAAAAGAAAGUCAAAUAUAAAUACAGUUCCGGAAAGAAUUAAGAGACCACCCCAAAUGUAUUUUUUUCGAGGCUGUAUAUACUGUAUAUACGUACUGUACUAGUAAUCAGUUCAUUUUGAACAUCAUUAAUCAACCUUUUAUUUGAAUUGUACAUGUCAAUAAAAAGUGAAUGGCUUUCAAUCUGA